This is a messenger RNA of Meloidogyne enterolobii, 3108 nucleotides long. NCBI's taxonomy places the organism in Eukaryota, Metazoa, Nematoda, Chromadorea, Rhabditida, Meloidogynidae. The record is from the annotation of a GenBank genome assembly.
AAAAUGCCAGUAUUCCAUACAAAAGUUAUUGAGUCAAUUUUAGAGCCGGUAGCUCAACAGGUUUCUCGAUUGGUCAUUCUCCAUGAGGAAGCUGAAGAUGGAAGUGCUAUGCCUGACUUGACAAAACCUGUUAGUGCAGUAUCUAGAGCUGUUGAUAAUUUAAUAAAGGUUGGCUAUGAAACCUGUAAUUCAUCAGAUGACAAAAUUCUCAAACAGGAAAUGCCUCCCGCAUUACAACGUGUGGAAGUUAGUUCUAGACUUUUAGAGGAAGCUUGUUAUUUACUUAAGUCUGAUCCAUAUUCAAGUGCAGCACGUAAAAAAUUGAUUGAUGGAGCUAGAGGGAUUUUACAAGGAACUUCUCAACUUUUGCUUUGUUUUGAUGAAUCCGAAGUCCGAAAAAUUGUUCGUAUUUGCCGAAAAGUUCUGGAUUAUCUGGCUGUUGCAGAAGUAAUCGAAUCUAUGGACGAUUUGAAUCAAUUUGUAAAGGAUAUAACCCCGUGGCUUACUCGAAUGGCUAAAGAUGUUGAUGCACGUUCAGCUGAAUUAACACACCAAGUACACAGAGAAAUUCUGGUUCGAUGCACUGAUUCUGUUAAAAUUCUUUCACCAAUUUUGAUAUGUGCAAUGAAGAUUUACAUUCAAAUAAGCGAAGAAAGUCAAAAAGGACUUGGAGAAGCCGCCAGCAACCGUAAUUAUCUUGGACAACGAAUGACUGAUGAAGUUAAUGAAAUUAUUCGAGUUCUUCAAUUGACAGCUUAUGAUGAAGAUGAAUGGGACCAGGACAAUGUUACAGUAAUGAGGAAGGCACUUUCAGCAGCCCAAUCUUUGUUAUCUGCUGCCUGUGAAUGGUUAAGUGAUCCCAAUGGACGUCCUGGCGCUGUUGGAGAAAAGGCUAUUAGACGUAUUUGUGAAUAUGCAGAAAAAAUUGCUGCUCGUUCUCUCCCAGAAGAUCAAUUUACUAUUCGCCAAUUAGUCAAAGAAAUAACUAAUCUUACCGAUUCAAUUUGUGAAUUGCGACAUCAAGGACGAGACAACCAAUCAUAUGCCCAAAGCUGUGCUCAAAAAUUGCGUGAUUUGGUUGGAACAAAAGAAAGUCAAGGAAUGUUGCCUCAUGCAGUCUUUGGUGCCCAACGUACAGACACACAUCCAGCCCACACAACAGGAGGAAAAUUGGAACAGGCACAACGUUGGCUUGAUAAUCCUGGAAUUAAUGAUGGUGGAGCUGGUCUACAAGCGAUUCGAAGUUUACUCGAUGAAGCACGCCGACUUGCAAAUAAACUUCCUCCAGUUGACCGUGAUCGUCUUCUCAAUGUUUGCGCUGAUGUGGAUAAAAUGUCCAAUCAAUUAUCUGAUUUGGAACGUCGUGGUCUAGGCAAUACUCCAGAAGCUAACAAUCUUCGUCAACAAUUGCGUGAAAAACUUCGUGAAUUGGGCGAUUUAAUGAAACGCGUAUUGACUGAUAAAGUUGUGGAAGAUUUUGCAGAUAUUACAACACCAUUAAAAGCUUUUGUUGAAGCUGUUUAUGCUCCUAUGGAUCAACCUUACAGAGAAGAAAACUUUGAAAGUAAAGCAUCCAAUUUGAAAGAUUGUAGUGGUAGAAUGGCAAAUACAGGAUUAUUAGUGGCAAAAUGUGGACCUUGUAAAAACAAGAAGACUGUUGAAGGGUUGAUUGAUGCUUCUAAUAAGGUCAACCAAAUGACACCUCAAAUAAUCAGUGCUGGAAAGAUUCGUUUACACAAUAGCACAGAAAAUGCUGACCGGCACUUUGAAAAUUUGCGUAAAGAAUACGCCGAUGCAUUAAAUCGUCUUCGUGCUUACGUUGACGAUGCUAUAGAUACAGGAGAAUUUGUUAAAGCAAGUGAAGGGGCAAUGAGACGAUAUACAAAUAAAUGUGAGGAUGCUAUAUCUACAAAUGCCCCACAAAAAAUGGUGGAUAAUACAAGUCAAAUAGCCCGUCUCGGUAAUCGUGUAUUAAUGUCAGCAAAAAAUGAAGCUGAUAAUUCUGAAGAUCCGCAAUUUGUUCGAAGAGUUAAUGAUGCUGCUUCGACUUUGCAUUCAGCAAUCCCACCAAUGGUUAACCAAGCUAAACAAGUAGCUAUUAAUCCUCGUGAUCAAGCUAGUGCUUCCCGUUGGCGUGACACUAACGAUCAUUUAUUAGAUUCGGUUCGUGGUGUUGGGGAUGCAAUUACUGGAUUGCCUUCACGUAGAGCUACACCACAACAACAAUAUGCGCCUCCACGAUUCGAAAAUAAUGUUCAUGCUCCACCUCCAUCACAUACUACUGCACCAUUAAAUUCAACUUAUCACCAGCAACAACAACAACAAAAGCCUCCACCACAAUGGCCUAGUGAGCAUAAUGUUUAUGAAAGUCCAAUGCGUGCACCAGGCGAACCAAUAGUUCAUAACAGGUUAAUUGUUCGUGAGGAAGUUCCUGCUCCGCCACGUCCACCACCUCCUGUUGAGAUUAGUCCGGCACCAAGACCUCCACCACCACCAGAAUUAGACGAAGAAGAAGAAACUCGUGCCUUUUGGGAACGUUAUCAUUUACCAGCUGCUCAAUAUCAACCAAUAUUAAGUGCAGCACAUAAUUUACAUCAAGAAUUACGUCAAUGGUCAUCACAUGAAAAUGAUAUUGUUGCUGCUGCUAAAAGAAUGGCUAUUUUAAUGGCUCGACUAUCACAAUUAGUUAGAGGUGAAGGUGGAACAAAAAAAGAUUUGAUUGAUUGUGCUAAAGCUAUUGCUGAUUCUAGUGAAGAAGUUACACGUUUAGCUGUACAAUUGGCUAGGCAAUGUACGGAUAUUAAAAUGAGAACGACAUUGCUUCAAAUUGCUGAGAGAAUUCCAACAAUUGCUACUCAACUUAAAAUUUUGGCGACAGUCAAGGCAACAAUGCUUGGUUCUCAAAUUACAAUUGGGCCAUAUGGAGAACCUGUCGAUGGAACAGAAGAAGAUGAAGAAGCUAUGGAGCAACUAGUCUUAAACGCCCAAAAUUUAAUGCAGUCGGUUAAAGAUACAGUACGUGCUGCUGAAGCAGCUUCAAUUAAAAUUCGAACAAAUACUGGACUUCGGUUGCGUUGGAUAAGGAAACCAAUGUGGUCAAACUUUUAA